GUAAACAAUAACAAAUACACCGUAACUCAAAAUUUCCACAACAACGAUACAAAAUUUUUGAACUCAGUCAGAUGGAAGUGCCUCCGACCCAGAAUGAAGAAGUAUCUACAACAACUCCCGAAGAACCGUUCUCUGUUGAGUGCGUCAUCUGCCUGGAGCCGCUGUCGAAAGCUAGACGGAAGGCACUGGAGUGCUGUCACUGUUUCCACGAGUGCUGCAUCGAUGAGUGGCUGUUCCGGAAGAAGAACUGUCCAACCUGCCGCCGAGAUACGCUGGUGACGCCCCGGAAGACGGCCAUUGCAUCGAGGCGGAGGAUGCGCCGGAAUAAUCCGCUGGCCCGAGAUCCUACCACUGGUCGCAGAUCUGCUCUGGCAUCCCGGGGACGUUCCAGAUCACGCUCUCGACCGAAUCACACCCCUUCUGAUGAUUAGUUAAGUAGUUGGCAUAGUAAAAUUAACGGUAGUCAUUAUUCCUCCAUCUUUGAAACUAUUUAUUGAAAUUUUGUUUGUUAUCUUUGUUUUAAAUUUCGGAGUGUUCAAUGUUUGACUUAAGUCUAUUUUUAAAUAUUGAUUUUCUCAUUAAA
Molecule: messenger RNA, 583 nt
Organism: Uranotaenia lowii
Lineage: Eukaryota; Metazoa; Arthropoda; Insecta; Diptera; Culicidae
Exons: 2
Coding region: 72-431 (119 amino acids)
Biological process (GO): protein ubiquitination
Molecular function (GO): ubiquitin protein ligase activity
Source: RefSeq, a predicted model, not a curated record